Messenger RNA from Cyclopterus lumpus (lumpfish), 2928 nucleotides. RefSeq names its product immunoglobulin-like and fibronectin type III domain-containing protein 1. Lineage: Eukaryota; Metazoa; Chordata; Actinopteri; Perciformes; Cyclopteridae. Gene Ontology annotation, molecular function: protein binding. The record is from RefSeq and is a predicted model, not a curated record.
AUGUUUCGAAGAACCAAAGUGACGGAUGGGACGGCCGUCGGCCAAGAUCCUGCUGCAGAGAGUGGUAAAGAAGUGGGGAUAAAGAAGAAAUCGAGGGUCCCCGUGGUGAUGAUCACGCAGUUUAUCGAGCCGCCACAGGGGAAGAGCCAUCCAGACUUCACCCGCAAGCCGAUUGCUUUGACCAUACAAGAGGGCAAAUUUGCUUGUUAUAAAGCGAUUGUCGUUGGAGACCCACAGCCGACCGUAACGUGGAGCAGAAAUAAUGGAGAUGUGUCUGAUACGUCAAUAUAUCAGAGUAAAUAUGAUCCCCAUUCCAAUGAGCAUACAUUUGAGGUAAGCGAAAAGGGGCUAUCAAAUGGCAACUACAAAAAUUCCCAUGCUCCCGAUGGGAAUUUUAAUACCGUACUAAAAAAGAAAAAUAAUAUCCGGCCAAAACCUGAGCAAGUUGAGAGAAAAGAGGGAGAGGUCCAUCCUAAAUUGUGGGAGCUCUUAAUCAGCUCUGAGAAGAAAGACUAUGAGAACCUUUGUGCCGAGUUUGGAGUGACUGACUUUCGUCAUAUGCUCAAGAAACUUAAUGAAAUGAAGAAAGAAAGGGAGGAAGAACAAGCUGAGUUUGUCAGCAACCUGUCUAACCGAAAACACAUCGAGGUCAAUGCUGAUGGCACUGCGGCCUUUGAGAUUGACAUGGACCUUAUUGAACAAAGCAGCUCUAUAUUCCUGUACAAGGAUGGUGUAAUGGUUCCAUAUACAAAGGAGUUGGGAGAUGAGAUGAAGCACGGUCUUAAACGAGUGGGGAACAAAUAUAUUUUCAGUAUGGAGGGACCUCAUGCCAGACUGUACCAGUUGGAUGUAGAGGGUGUGAAGGUCUUUUCCACUCAUUUUAAAAAUCCUGGAAUUACCUGUGGACUUUCUGAUAUUUAUGUUCUUCGCGGAAAUUCGGCUGAAUUAACGGUGACGAUGAACAUAGACUGCGAUGGCAGCUGGUUCAAAGACGGAGAGCAGUUGAACUCAGGUGCUGAGGUCACCAUGAGCAAAGACGGAACCUCUCACAAGCUGACAAUUCAAAGCUGCAAAGACGCCGACUGUGGCGUUUAUUGUUUUUUAUCAGGGGAUCAUAGUACACAAGGAAAGGUCAUCAUCGGAGGCGCACCUGAAUUUGACUCAGACGACGUUCUCAAGUUCUCCAAACCUGUGAUCAUACGAGUCGGCCAGAAUGCUGCUUUCAGGAUGCUUUUUCCUCAUCAGGAGUCAUUGGUGGUCAGUUGGUUCAAUGACGGCACGGAGAUCAAAGACGGAGGAGGAGUUAAGAUCGUGAGGGAGCCCAAUCACAGCCGGGUGCUGCUCAGAGACUGCCUGCGGACAGACACAGGGGAAAUAAAUCUCAAAAACCCAUUUGCGGCUGUGGAGGCCACAUCUAAGCUUAUUGUGCUUGAUCGGCCCGGUCUUCCGGCGGGUCCAGUGGAGACUGUUGAAACAACCUCAUCUUUCAUUGAGAUUAAAUGGAACCCUCCCAAAUACGACGGUGGCCAAGGUGUCACCAACUAUAUUAUAGAGAGGCAGCAGGCGGGACAAGCCCUGUGGACGAAAGUUGGGGAUGUCUCAGGGGGCAAGACGUCCUUCAGAGACAAGAAUGUGACCCAUGGAAAGAAAUACAACUACCGCAUCUACACGGAAAACCCUGAAGGCCUCAGCGACGCCCUGGAGACCGCUGAUAGCAUUAUGGCUGGCAUAAUGAUACUUGCCGGUCCACCUGGUGGCCCCACAGUGGUGAGUGCCUCUAAAACCUGCAUCAACUUGACCUGGACCCCCCCAGUGGACGACAAAGGAGUACCGAUCAUUGGUUACCAAUUGGAAAAACGAUUGAAGGACACAAAUCUGUGGAUUCCCCUGAAUGCACUUAAUGAACCAAUUGAAGGAGCAAUCUAUGCAGUGAAAGAGGUCACCGAGGGAGCCGAGUACGAGUUCAGGGUUUCAGCAAUUAAUGAGUCCGGAUCAGGAGAUCCAAGCCCUCCCUCUGCAAUGGUGUGCGCAAAAAAACCCCAACAACCUUGUUUUAAAGACCCAGAGGACUUCAUGGUCUUCAGAGCAGGAAAUAUAGCGUCAAUCUGGUAAGCCUACCAGGGUGAACCUCCACCUCAGAUCACUUGGCUGAAGGAUGAUGAGCCAAUACCCCCGUGGAUUAAUAUCAUCAAUACAGAGGGAAUAUCUCAGCUCGUUAUCCCCUCGUCAAAGCACUCCGAUUCAGGCAUUUACACUAUUCAAGCCAAAAACUCUGUGGGUGAGGCUUCAUUUGACAUCGAGGUCAGAGUCACAGAUGAACCCAAACAAACAGUCCAAGGAAAAGUGGCGUUAUCGUGGACUCCUUCUCCAGACGAGGAGCUCGACGACCGCCUUUACUACGUGGUGUCUCAAUGCGACUCCAACACCAGAGUGUGGAAGAACGUAGCAGACCUCUUCACUAACACAUACACAGUCAACCACCUCCUUCCUGGGGUACAGUACGAUUUCCGGAUCUACGCCAAGAACGAUAUGGGCCUCUCAGAUCCAUCCGAGUCACCGACAUGGGGCGUCAACUGCAACAGAGUUCCAAUGACUCCAAAUGGAGGUAAUUCAUCAGGGAUCAGCUUUGAGAGGCCUCCAUCCAUCUUGGUGCCUCUGAAAGUCCACACACCACCUAAAGGAUACAAACUCUACAUGACAUGUGCUGUCCGAGGGUGCCCUACGCCCACUGUAUCCUGGUACCUGAACGACGUCUGCAUCAACUUCGACAACAACUACUACAUCACCAACUCGUUAGGAGAGUGCUCCAUGUACAGUUUCAGAAUCAAAGACAGCGGCGUCUGUAAAGUUGUUGCAGUCAACUCUUUUGGCCAAACAGAGGGUUCUACUAAAAUUAUUGUUAGAGGUAAGGUUCAACUAGAAAUGUGA